AUGGACUUCGAGAGCGUUGUACAUGGAUUACAACCUCUAUUGAACAACCAAUUUGCAUCUAAGAUAACUGAAGAUGAAGGUCUCGCUAAGCAAUGCGCAUUGAAGCUGUCUGAACUAGCUAUUAAUCUUCGUGCACCUUCUAACAGAGACAUAUUAAGAGAGUCUGGCGUGUUGAAGGAACUUUUGAAUUUGCUACUAUCAGCUCUUAAAACCACCAUAGAAAACGACUUUUCAUCAAUUAAUGGAGUUGCAGUGUGUUCGGAGUUAAUACGCUCUCUCGCCAAUUGUUUGGCUGACAAUGACGAGAAUAGAAGCCUGUUCAUGUCCGAGUACUUUGAAAAAGGCAGUGACUUAAGAGUACAAGCUGCGCAAGUUCUCGAAUUUGAUGGCAAUAGCGGUGAUUCUACAUUCGACCUUAAAUUCAAGACUCUGGCCUUGAUUAAGAACCUUUGUUUAGAUAGUGAAUCCUACACUCGGGACUGUUCUUCGGAUCUGACUAGCAGUUUGAUUAAACUGCUUGAACGAUCGCCGUCAAAUCCACAGUCUGCAGAACAGCUUGAUGCUGUCACUAUGGCAUCGGAUCUACUGUCAGAGUUUACCCAGUUUUCAGCACCUGCUGUGUCAGCAGAAGAAUUCCAGUCUUUGGUCCACCGACUGCGACGCAUAGCACCCAAAGCUGGCAAUGGAGCCACAACGAAUACCGAGAGUGAUGAAGAAGACCCUUACUGUGAACUAGUACAGCUGCUGACUGAGACUUUGGAGCGGGUUGUCUCCACAAAUGAGCACAUUGACUUUUCAAAUCAAGAAUCAACACAUAAACUACAAAAAGAACUCGCCGAGACAUUGGCUACCCUCGAAUUGAAAGAAACAUUGGAAAACAAGCUAAUAAUAAUGCGCCGAUUAGUUUCUGUCAUGGGUUUGAUUUCUGCAAACACCUCAAACUCGAAUUUACAAGAUCGAUCCAUGUGCUUCGAGAUCCUCUCACAAGCUAAUGGCGGAUACGUUGCGGCGGCCGCCCUUGUAGUACUCUCCAAUUCUAUUUCUUCUCGCGAGGCCGCCAACGAUGUAUGUCGUCACUUAAAACUCAGCUCGAUUAUCCAACGGUGUCGCGCCUUCCAAGACCCAGUGCAGUUCCAAGGAUUUCUCGAUCUCAUGAAGAAAUUAUUAAACCUGUCGAAUAUUCAGGAGCUUGAAGAAGCGGACUUGGUAACCUUGUCUAUGGAAUUGAAAGUCUGUCACGACCAGUGUCAAUAUUUUCAAAAUCUGGCACCUUUACUGGAUGCGUUUCUCACCAAACUAGUGGCUGUACUACCGGGUUCUAUGCUGCGAAAGCUUCUCUCAAACGGCAAUUUCAAAACAAUGAUCGUAGAGCGUGGUGGCAUUGCUGCGUGCCUGCUUAUCGAUAAGCUUGCCGUACAGCAUCGAAACGUUGAUGAUGAGAUUGUAGUAGAAUUGUGGACGUCCGUUUUCCGCUUACAAGACCCGUCUGUCACACAAGAAGGCCUCUCGACGCCGUUUUUGUUUCAACUCAUGAAAUCGCUCGGAAUUUACUUGCGCAACAGGAACAAACUAGACCCAAAUCCGGUGUUUGAGACACAUUCCCGCCAGCUAUCGUCGUUGUUCGAGAUAAUAGAGCCUUUGAGCGCCAACACCGAUUCUGCAAGCCAGAGUAUUCUAAACAACGCUCGAUUCGUCGCAGGAAUGGUGGUUGAACUACUCAAAGAUCAAGCGUUGACUUCACAGGAAUCGCAGCUGUUUAACACUGCGACCAAACUUCUAUUGAGCAACGAACCGCUAACUAUGUCCUCAUAG
Molecule: messenger RNA, 1812 nt
Organism: Lachancea nothofagi CBS 11611
Lineage: Eukaryota; Fungi; Ascomycota; Saccharomycetes; Saccharomycetales; Saccharomycetaceae
Source: the annotation of a GenBank genome assembly